UUUACACUAAUCGAAAAUUACCACAGAGACUCACAGCUUUUCCUUAUCAUUGUUUUGAAAUAUGCAUGUUCUGUUCGAAAGCAUUUAUUUGUGAUGGAACUAAUCUUCUCAGAUUUGCUAAGACUGAUGAUAGCUAACGUUAACAUUAUGAUUGAAACAGCUUCAAGAGAAGUUUCCUUUUACACCUUCUAUCCAUAUCAGGAGUUUGCAUGCCGAUCGGCAAAACCUUUCAAAAUCUACAAGUUUCAUCGAAAUAGGUUAAGGAAUAGCAAUAUAUCACUAUUUCCAGCCAAAGCCAAUAAUUUGCAUAAAUGUUCCCUUCGAUUGAAAACCAGAAACCGUGUUAUCCUCAACUUGGAAAAGUUUGAGGUCUUUGGCUUAGAAGCUUUAAUUGCAACUGAGUUGGCUUCUAGAAUGAAUUUUACAUAUGACUUAUUCAGAGCUUAUGAUAAGGAACGUGUUUUACCUGAAGCAAAUUCUAGUAAACCUCAUCAGACGCUGAAAAACGGUGAAAUUGAUUUUAUUGUUGGACUGUAUUCCAAUAACGUUAAUAUUAACCAUUUUCUUUCAAAAAGCGUCACGUACUUAAUGUCUCACACAAUCAUUGCUUUUCGAUAUCAACCUGAUGCUCUUCACAACUAUGAUUGGCUUCUAUUUCCAUUUGAUUUUGGGACUUGGAUUUACACAUUAUUGUUAAUUCUUGUUAUCAGUGGAGGCGUAUUCUAUGUUAAGAAAAACAAACUUCUCCUGAAAGUGGUACAUCUUGAGUAUGUGGGACUUCUUGAAAUAUUGGCUGUUUCUAUUGGAUCAUCUGUUCGAUACGUGCCAAAGAAAAACAGUCUAAGGUUUAUUUUCUUUGUAUUUAGCUUUGGAACUUUGGUUUUACGGACGGCUUAUUUGGGUAAACUUUUUGACGCAUAUCGAGGAAUGAGAAUAUCAAAACACCAUCUUGAUUUCGAACAGUUGUUAGCUGAAAACUACACAAUCUAUUCGCAUCCCUACUAUGCAGUAUUUAUAAAUGAGCUUAAAACGAAAGGAGGAAACAGUCGUUACGUAACUCUAGGUGAAUUUGAGAACUUAAGAACACAUAGCAAAACUGUUAGGAAAUAUGCAAUUUUCACCACGUUCCUAGAAUUUUAUAGUGCAUUUUCUUCUGAGAAUCGUAAUGAUUGGAUUUUUGAGAACAAAUAUGCAUACAUUCAACGACAUUCUACCAUUCAUUCAUCAGUAUCCAAAACAACAAUUACUCUGAAGUUUUUAGUUUCUUUAGUUAAUUUCGAAGCAGUUAAAUAUGCUAUUGAUAGUUCAUUUAAUUAUGUUGCUAAUCAAUUAAAUGUUGUAAUUGAAACUGAUUUGGAUGAGAGCAAGGAAAUCUUUCUCGAUGUAAUUGAUGAUAUCAUGAAGAAAAACUGGACAUUCAGCCUUCAAAUAGACGUUAAUAAUAAGAUUGUGCAAUCAACAGGUGACCAUAAUUUGUGGUUUAUUGACUCUUAUGAGGCAUUUCGACGUCUUCUUCCAUGGAUUCCCGCCUAUCACACGGACUCACAGCUUUAUUAUUUUUUGGUCCUGAGGAAUAAAGUGUUUGAAAAGAGUCAUGUCCAUGAUGAGAUACAAUCAAUAUUUUAUGACUUUCUUCAAUUUAUGAUCGCCAAUGUCAAUGUUAUCACAGAAACCGCUUCGGGAGAAGUUUUGUUUUACACCUUUUACCCCUAUCAGGAAUCCGAUUGUCGAUCAUCAAAGCCUGUUAUCACAGAAACGUUUAGGGAUAAUAGUAGCAUAAAAUCAAUUACACCAUUUUUUCCCCCAAAAACAGACAACUUUCAUCGAUGUCCUCUACGAAUUAGAACCGGUAACGAUGUCGUUCUAAACAUGGGGAACUUCAGUAUAAACAACCAACUAGUAAACUACGAGAUGUCGUUUCUAGAAGCUUACCUGUUCACUGAGAUUAGUGAAAGAAUGAAUUUAACUUUGGAAAUAUAUACCACCGAUCAUUCAAAGCCGUUCAAACUUAGCAACAAUGGAACUAUUCUUCGAGAUGUACCCCAUCAACCGCUGGUUUAUGGGGAACUGGAUGUUAUGUUUGGAUUUAACGCCAAUAAUGCUAGAUUGAUCCGUUUUAUAUCGAACAGCGUUCCGUACUAUUUCACAAAUGUGGUAAUAACGCUCUAUCCACACACUGAUACCUUGCUUUCGAAUGCUUGGGUUUUGGUUCCCUUUACCUCGGUCACAUGGAUUUGUAUCUUUGCUUCUUUUGCACUGAUAAGUGGAUGUGCUAUUCUGACAAAAAGAAAUACAAAAUUUUGCAGAAUUUUCAACCUCGAAAAUGAUCAUCCAGCCAAUCUUGAAAUAUUAUCGAUCGCUAUUGGAGUACCAGUUGGACAAUUGCCAAGAAAAACUAAUCUUCGAUUUUGCUUUGUAGUCCUGAGUUUAAGCACUUUGGUUCUGAGAUCAGCUUAUCAGGGCAAACUUUUUGACGCUUAUCGACGACGCGCGAAAGUGGAUAUACCACAUACCAUUCAAGAGCUUUUUGCUGAAAACUACACAAUUUACGCCCACAGUCACUAUCACCCAAUUAUAAAUUAUGUAAAUGAAAUUGAAUAUCUUAAUUUACAAAAUUUAGGACAUCGUUCCAGAGCUUUUAGUUUUCUAGAACUGGAAGAGAGGAUUGCCCUGGUAACGUCAUUUGUCUAUAUUUAUACAUUUUACACACUUGAAGAACGCCAGAAAUUAGUUUCGGCUGCUAUUUUACAAGAACAGAUUUGUUUAUAUUUUCAACAACACUCAGUUAUUCGACCAAAUAUCAAUGACAUUUUAAUGAAAUUGGAAGAAUCUGGUAUAUUGCAUAAUUGGAGAAAGAAUUUUGAAAGUAUAAACGCUUACAGGCUUCGAUCAGGAGAUUCUAGGACGGCAGAACCUUUAGUAUUAAAACGAUUUGCAUUUACGUUUUAUUUAGCUGGCGUACUUAUUGCAAUUUCUUGCUUAGUUUUUCUUUUCGAAUUAAUGUUUGAAUGAGAAAAAAAAUUGUAAUAGUCAACUGCUCUAAUGAUUUUUAAAUU
This is a messenger RNA of Eupeodes corollae, 3056 nucleotides long. RefSeq lists its product as uncharacterized. Bases 94 to 3012 code for a protein of 972 amino acids. The transcript is spliced from 6 exons. NCBI's taxonomy places the organism in Eukaryota, Metazoa, Arthropoda, Insecta, Diptera, Syrphidae. The record is from RefSeq and is a predicted model, not a curated record.